Messenger RNA from Apis laboriosa (Himalayan honeybee), 1587 nucleotides. RefSeq names its product sorting nexin-16 (gene Snx16). The coding region runs from base 225 to 971 and encodes 248 amino acids. Gene Ontology annotation, cellular component: extrinsic component of endosome membrane; early endosome; late endosome. Gene Ontology annotation, molecular function: phosphatidylinositol binding. The record is from RefSeq and is a predicted model, not a curated record. Gene Ontology annotation, biological process: endosome to lysosome transport; protein targeting to lysosome; early endosome to late endosome transport. The transcript is spliced from 5 exons. NCBI's taxonomy places the organism in Eukaryota, Metazoa, Arthropoda, Insecta, Hymenoptera, Apidae.
UAAUAUAUUUGCAAACUUUCAAUAUGUCAUAGCAAUUUUCGUAUUAUUCCGUUUAUUAAAUGAAUUUAAACUUAUAAAAUAUGUAACAUUUUGUAAAAAAAACUCAUAAAUUAUGAUAUCAUUGCGAAUAUAGUAUAGAUAGAAAAAAAAGUUAUAAAAUUGUAUAUUAUAUUUAUUUAUUCAUAUUGAGUAUGCAUGGUUUCAUUUAAUUUAUUGGUGGUAAAAUGUCCACGUCAGAAUCUGGUGUGGGAUGUAUUAGUGAAGUAACACUUGCAAUUAGUAAAGCAAAAGGUUCUCAAUCAGGCACUGUUAGAGCAUUGGAUAGUCCGGACUCUGAUGGAUCUGGACAUUCAAACUCAUUUACUGUGCAACGGUUUAACUAUUCUAAUAAUGAUAGUGCAAACUCAGAUAUUUUGCACCCUCCAUUAACUAGUGAUGAUUUAAGAAUACCAAUUGUUGGAUAUGAAGUUAUGGAAGAAAGAGCUAGAUUUACAGUUUAUAAAUUACGAGUAGAAUUAAAAAAUGGAGAUUGUUGGUUUGUAUUUAGAAGAUAUACAGAUUUUGUUCGUUUAUUAUCACAAUUAAGAAGGCAGAAAAUUCCAAUUUCACAAUUAAGCUUACCAAGAAAAAAAUGGCUUGGUGAUAAUUUUGCACCAAGCUUUUUAGAAGGAAGAAUACGCGGUCUUCAAGCAUUUGUUAAUGGAAUAUUAAGCAGUCCUCUUCUCAUAGGAACUGCAUGUGUGAGAGAAUUUUUUUGUUUAGAUGAACCACCUGCUUUAUCUGAUACUGCAGAAGAAUCUAGAGCAAUUUUUGAAGCAUUAGAAGAUACUAUAUAUCAUUUAAGACAGCAAUUAAAAGAAAGAGAUUCUGCUCUUGCAGCAGAAACAGCUUUAUGUAAUGAAUUUCGCAAAAAAUUACAUCAAAUAUUAAGUGAAAGACAAACUUGUCCAAAAUGUGGUGCAUCUCAGUAGCAGUUUCUUAUAAACUAGAAACUUAUAAAUUGAUAUUGAUAAAAUAUUUUAUGCAAAGACUAGUAUAAAUAAGCAGUUUCAUUUCUGGUGUUUGAAUUGCUAUAAUAUAAAUAAUUGUUAUUCGUUGAAAAUGUAUUUAGAGUAUAUUUUAUGCAUUUCAUUACGCAUUUUUGUUCCACUAAUUUAUACUUAUAAUUUAUACUAAAAUAACUUAAUUUUUAUGCAAAAUAUGUAAGAUGUAUAUAAAAUUCUUAACAUAUAUAUUAACAAUAAGUACAUUGAGCUUUCUUAGUAUUAAACUUAUAACUUUGUAUGUAAUUUUUUGAAGCCUUAUACAGGUGCCUUAUACAACUUUAAUAGAUAAAUAUUGUAUAUGUCAUAUAUAUAGUCAAAAAGUUGACAAGUAAAUAUUUACAUGAUUGUAAAUGUUUACAAUUUGACUACGAAUAUAUGCCAAAGUAUGUUAAUCUUUGGUAUUUUAUAAAAUUCUAUGUAUUUUGUAAUAUUUUACAUCGUAUAAAUAAUGAUUACGUUUGUCGAAUUAUAAUUGAUAUUAAUAGUAUUUAUUGUCAUCAUAAUACUGAAAUAUUGAUAUUAUUGUAAACUUUGAUAUUAC